Ahaetulla prasina is the source of this 4366-nucleotide messenger RNA. RefSeq names its product interleukin 18 receptor accessory protein (gene IL18RAP). Gene Ontology annotation, molecular function: interleukin-18 receptor activity. Bases 759 to 2474 code for a protein of 571 amino acids. Lineage: Eukaryota; Metazoa; Chordata; Lepidosauria; Squamata; Colubridae. Gene Ontology annotation, biological process: interleukin-18-mediated signaling pathway. The transcript has 12 exons. The record is from RefSeq and is a predicted model, not a curated record.
CUGUUUGUGGUUUAUUGGCAGUGUCUGUCAUGUCACUAUUUACACAAAUGUGAAUUGGAUUUAACUAAUGGUAGCAAUGGCUGUGGUUUCCUACUUCAGACCUAGAUCUAAAAAAAUCAAUUACUCAGAUGACCUGCCUGAAAAAGUAAGGAGCACUUUAGAGCGUUGUGAGCAGAGACAGAAGACACAUAUAAGGGAAGGAGAAUUUAUUAUCAUAGGCAGUACUAAAGUUUGUUAGUUUCUAUCAGUGCAGAUCUGGGAAAGGAAUAUUUGCCUGCUCUUAUUGUAUAGUAAGAAAAUACAGAUUCACCUCUUGCUCACAAAAUGAAGCCGGAAACAUGACUUGGUAAAAGAGGAAGAAAUGAUGACAUUGAGGUCAAGGAAGCUGAUUAAAAGGAAACAUGCAUAUGAAAUUCCGUUUAGAAGGGAACACAACACUUGCUGCAUCUGAUAAGAUUGAAAGAUCCUAAAUGAAAUCAGUUAUAUAACAGUGUGCCUCCUAAAGUUAUGGCUGUUUCAUCCCUGGAGGUUUUCACAAAAAGAUUGGACAACAAUUUGUGAGGGGGUUGGAUUAAAAAACCUCCAAGAUUCCUUCCAGUCCUAUGAGUCUAUGAUUUUAUGAACCUUACUGGUCUCAUGUUUUAAAAAGAUGUUUUAGAAGAAAUCCUUUUCCAUAAACAAUGAAAAGAGUUUCAAUGUCUGCCACUGGAGCUUACUGCCAAAGAUUUAAUGCUGCAGAAAUGAAAACUUAGUCGACAAUGCUUAUUUUUUUUGGGUGCUUUCUAUUACUUGUGGCAAGAGCGGAAGCUGGUGAUAUUACUGUUACUGAUUGCCUUAAAAAGCCUAUCAAUGUGAGGUACAGAGCCAUCAGCAACCACAAAUUUGUUGUAUCAUGUGACCUGCCACCUGAAGACACUACAUCAAUUUAUAACCAUUCUCCUCUUUAUGAAAAUCAUGUGAUGUGGUUUCGGCAAUCCAGUGAUGGAAGAUUCUCUAUGAUCCUCAGUGAUAAAACUGCCAAUCCUACUCCUUGGGGGAAUUCACUUUGGUUUAACCCAAUACAAACUGAACAUUCUGGAAUAUACAUCUGUAUGAAAAGGGAUAACAUAUCACCAUGUGUCAAUAUUUUAAUAAAUGUUCAAACAAAAUAUAUGGCUAAUUGUUCAGUCAACAACAGAAAUGACAUUUAUCUCUUUGUGGAUCAAGGAACAUCUGUUGGUUGCCCAGGGAAAAACUGUUACUCUAAUUUUCCACAAUCAUCAGUGAAAUGGUACAAAAAUGGAAUACAAGUAGAACUUAAAAAGAAAAGACCUGGCCUUCAGUUCUACCAUGAUAAACUAGUGCUGCGUUCUGUGUAUGAUAAAGAUAAUGGCACUUAUACAUGUGAUUACAUGUUGACUGACCACGGAAUACAAUGGAAAAUGAGAACAAUACUGAAUCUGCAUGUUAUCUCAAAAGACACUAUCCAUCCUCCAAAGGUUUUAAAUCCCAAUGAUGGGAUGAUCCUUGAAGUAGAAAUUGGUCAACCGAUUGAUCUUGAAUGCAAAGCACAAUUUGGUUUUGAAAUGAAUGUUUCGUCCUCACUAGAGUGGUACCAAGAAACCAAUAAAACCAAGCAACUGGUACAGCAAGAGAGAGUUCAUCCACAGGGACUGGAUGGACAAACCUUUACUCUUACCUUCAAACUGAUAAAAAUAACUGAAGAAGAUCUAAACAGCCACUUCAUCUGCUUGGCCCAAAAUUCUAUUGGAAAUGCUACUGGAGUGAUCAAACUAAAGAGGAAAACAGAAAAAGCAAUUCUUUUCUUGCUUACUUUGUGUGGCACUAUUAUAAUACUAUUUGGAGUGGUUUCAGGAGGCCUACUAGUUUAUAGGCACUGGAUUGAACUUGUAUUAUUUUAUCGGAAUUACCUAGCCAAAGAUGAAACUCUGAGUGAUUGGAAGGAAUUUGAUGCUUUUGUCACCUAUGCAAAACCGGAGUUCAUUGAAGCCAACCAAGAACCAUGCCCUGAGGAGCAGUUAGCUCUAGAAUUUCUUCCACUCGUUUUAGAACACGAUUAUGGAUAUAAGCUAUGUCUCACAGAAAGAGACAUCCUUCCAGGUGGAGCCUACACUGAUGACAUUGUAAGUGCCAUGAAAAAAAGCAGACGGGUCAUCAUCAUUUUGAGUCCAAACUACGCUAAGAAUAGCCAAGCUCUCUUUGAACUUGAAGCAGCAAUCAAAAUUGCCUUGGAAGAUAAAAUAAUGAAAUCCAUCCUAAUACAAGUUGAGACUUUUCAGGAGCUACCUUCAGUAUCUCCUAAGGUGAAGAAAGCCCUCAGGAUUUUGCCCAGGAUUACCUGGAGAACAUCUACCUCCCCUUCAGCUAAUAAGCAGUUCUGGAAGAAAUUACGGUAUCACUUGCCAGUGAAACACAGCAACAGUGCCAUGGACAAGUGGUCUUCAUUUCCCAUCAGCAACCGUUGGUGUUGGUAACAGAAAAUGAGAAACAAAGGAUGAGCAAGUAGAGUAUAAUACAGUAGAGGCCAUAGCUCAGUACUUCAAAACUCUCCACAGCUAUAAAGGAUUAUUAGAUGGUAAAGCUGGGAAUUUGAGAAAAAUUCAUUUGCAUUUUACUUAUAAUAUGACCGCUUUCAACUGAAACUCUGAAAGUCAUUCUUCUGUGAAUGUUAUCAUCCAUUUUACCAACUGUUUUUUUAAAAUAAAUUAUUAUUAUUAUUAUUAUUAUUUAUUUAUUCAAUUUUUAUACCGCCCUUCUCCCGAAGGACUCAGGGCGGUGUACAGCCAAAGUAAAAACAAACAGUACAAUAUACAAAUUAAAAUACGAAUUAAAAAACUUAUUACAUAAUUGGCCUAAAAACUUUGAAACAUAUAAAACUAAAAACCCAUUAAAAAAUUAAAAGUAAAAUUUAAAACCAGUAAAAUUUAAGCCAGCCCCGCGCGAAUAAAUAAGUGUGUUUUCAAUUCGCGGCGGAAGGUCCGAAGGUCAGGUAUUUGGCGUAAACCCGGGGGAAGUUCGUUCCAGAGGGUAGGAGCCCCACAGAGAAGGAUCUUCCCCUGGGGGCCGCCAGCCGACAUUGCUUGGCGGACGGCACCCUGAGAAGUCCCUCUCUGUGUGAGCGUACGGGUCGGUGGGAGGCAUGAGGUAACAGCAGGCGGUCCCGUAAUAAAGACCAUUAAACAAACAAACAAAAACCCCUCCCCGAUCCCAAAUGCAUAUUGGAGGCAGUUCAUGCACAAUUUGUUGAAAUAGAAAAAUGUGCACUUCAUUUACAACUGUGAAUGAUGAUGAUUCUAAUAUGGAAACAGGAAGAACCACAUUUAUCCGUAGAAAAAUGGGAAGUAUAGUAUGGAAAAGCCAAAAUGGACAGAUUCAGCCAUCUCUAAGUGGGCUCUGUAAGUUACUAGGUCAAUUGAUGAUCAUUCCCAGUUUGCAGUUUAAUAACUGUGUCUUUAGUCUUUCACAAAAAUUAUUAUAAUUAUUUAAUGCAGUAUUGUGUAAUGUUAAAUGGAAAUGUACUGUUUAUUCCAUAUUUAUUUAUAGACAUGCUAUUCAGUUGGAUGUGAUGGGGCUGCUUGACUCGUAUUUAUCCUUUUAAAGAUGCUUCUGGUUGUAAUGUAAUUAAAAGUGGCAUAUGCACAUAUAUACAGAGGGUGAGAGAGAAAAAAUACAUUAGUUUUUUAAAAAAUCAUUCAUUCAAAGAAAUAGAAAAUGACUAGCUAUGGUCAGCCUGGUUACUACAGGCAGUUCUUGAUUUACAACAGUUCAUUUAGUGAUCAUUCAAUGGAACUGAAAAAAGUGACUUAGGACCAUUUUUCACACAACCAUUGGAGCAUCCCCAUGGUCACAUGUUAAAAAUUCAGGUGCUUAGCAACUGGUUCAUAUAUAUGAUGGGUCAUGUAACUUUCUGAUGAGCAAAGUCAAUGGGGAAGCCAAAUUCACCUAACAACGAUGUUAUUAACUUAGUAAAUGAUUCACUUAACAAUGGUGGCAAGAAAAGUCAUAAAAUGGAGCAAAACUCACUUAACAAAUGUUUCACUUGGCAACAUAAAUUUUGGAUUCAAUUGUGGUCAUAACUUGAGGACUACCUGUAUAAUGUAAGACCUGUUACCAUUGCCUAUGAUUUGUUUCCAAAUACAGUUCCAGGUUUUGGCUAUUAUCUGUAAAGUCCCUGGUUUUUGUGAAAUGCACUGGAGAUUAUAGCUACCGGUACAUAUCUUCCAGCAUCUGAAUGUAUGUUUGUUGGUGUAAUGAAGCCAUUUUGAUGUUAUUAUUGUAUACUGUAAUGAAAAUGUACUUUUUAUCAAAGUUUAAUAUUGUACGUUGUUUAGAUUGCAAUCAAUUGAGGCAAUAAAAAAGAAAUCUA